This is a messenger RNA of Pelobates fuscus (common spadefoot toad), 4468 nucleotides long. It is a transcript of the gene HAUS6, whose product is annotated as HAUS augmin like complex subunit 6. Gene Ontology annotation, molecular function: microtubule binding. NCBI's taxonomy places the organism in Eukaryota, Metazoa, Chordata, Amphibia, Anura, Pelobatidae. Gene Ontology annotation, cellular component: mitotic spindle microtubule; HAUS complex. The transcript has 17 exons. The record is from RefSeq and is a predicted model, not a curated record. Gene Ontology annotation, biological process: spindle assembly. The coding region runs from base 368 to 3217 and encodes 949 amino acids.
ACAAAGCAAACAAGCUGUUUUGGCGGCUCCGGGUUAAAGAUGGCGUCGCCCACCAUAUCCUCCUCUUCAUCGGUCGCAACGGUAACAUGAGCAUAGCUGCUCACCUUUCAGGGGAAACCAGAUCCAGGAUCUAGACACCCUCGCAACCAGCUGCUACUACUGUAAUCCUCACCGUGCCGGCUCCAUCCGCUCGGUACCGGGGUUACCACAGCAGGCCGGGGCCGAUAACCGGGCCUAAAGGGGGGAGUUGGGAUCAGUCAAUCGGUGGCCGGUAUCAGUGAGUGGGUGGCCGGUAGCGGGCCCCGGCUAGCCGGUAUCAGUGAGUGGGUAGCCGGUAUCAGUGAGUUGGCGGUAGAAGGCGGCAGUCAUGCAGAGCAGCUCGGCCCCUCGCCCUCAGCCCGGCUGGCACAAGGAGCACCUAUGGCUGGCCCUGCAGGCUCUGGGCUUUGAGCCGGACUCGGAGGCGGCUUUGACUGGCAAGACCAUGGCUCAUGUAACGUUUGGAGUGAGCAUGUUUGACAAACCAAACAAGGAUGCUUUUUAUGUGGUUUUUCAUUUUCUGUUUUCAAAGCUGGAUAGUACUCGUUGUAAGGAAGCUUUCAGAUAUUGUUGGCCCCCAGUGGAUAAGAAACGGGAUGCUGAAUUCCGGAAAGUGUGCUGUGAGUGGCUGCGAAAGAUUUCAGAAGAUGCUGGUAAUGGCUUUCCUCAAGUUGUGGCAUCAAUCUUUCUUUCACCUGGUGGGCCAAAGUUUGUGCAUCUCUUGUACCACUUUGUACGAUAUGUUAUGCUACAGCAUAUUAGAAAAGAUGAUCUUGUUCCAGUAUAUCUUAAUAACCCUGACUAUUCUAUGGCAGGUUCUAAUUCAUAUGUCACAGAAGCACUGCAAGUUAGGAUUCAGGAUCCUCAAAAAGCGUUGGCAAGAAACAUGGGUGCACGUUACAGAUACUUACAGGUUUUGCAGAGGGAGAACUUUGUGAUAACAGAGUACCAGCGAAAAGCCCAAAUUCUUGUGAAACAAAUCAGGGAACUGCGUUCAGAUUGUGUGGCAUUGGAAAACCAGAACAGAUCAGGAAAUGUAAGCACAGACAGGUGCAGAAAUGAGAAAGUGGAGAAGAUACGAUACAUGUGGAAUGUAAUUAUGCAGAGCUUGAAAACAAUUGAGAAGGAAGUGGAAGUUGUUGACUCGGUGAUUAAGGGAAACGUCGAUCAGUACUGUUUAGAUGGAUCCAAUGUUACUUUAAACAUUCCAGAUACACUAGUGGCCAGAAUUGAAAAUGAAAUGUACAGGUUACAGAUGGAGAAUGUGUAUGAAGCUGGCAAGGUGAACCUCAUAACUGUUAUCCAGCUUUUAAAUGAAGCUCUAAUGAUUGUGAAACAGGAACGCUGCAAACAAAACUGCAAAGGUGUACCUCUAGAUUUGCAGUAUCUUGCUGGGAAAGCAAAAUUUGAGAUGGAUAUUCUAACAAGACUGAUGAACAUAAGGCACAAAAUAAAAAGAGAAAAUAUUGUAGCAAUAGAUAAGGUGAUUGCUGAAACAGAAAAAGAAUGGGAGAAAAAAUGGACAAAGGUCCUUGGCAAGUCUCCUUUUGGCGUCUAUAAGAUUCUUGAUCUGCAGCCUUCUACCUUUUCCCAUCAACCUGCUUUAGAAGAGGAAUUCAGCAGUAUUUUGGGCCAGUUUGCUCCAUGUUUACCAGAAGAGCUCUCAAAAGAAACUCCCACAAAGCCCCUAACCAGAGAAGAUGGUGCAUUACGGAAGAGUUUUGUAGAUGCGUCAAUAUUUACACCCACUGGAAGGAAUCCCCUUUCUUUACGUGGCCAGACUCCUAUUCUUAAACGCAGAAUGUCUUUAAAUGAGCAGGACUUCCGAACACCUUCUCCUUAUGCAAAAGAUGGUUUUCUGGAGCUUACUCCAAAGUCUGCAGGGAAUAAAAGACUAUCUGACACAAGUUGGAAAGUUGGAAGUAGUUUGCUGGCAAUAUCUCCAUCACCAUGUAAAGAUCCGAUGAGUGCAGCACGUCAUCAGCUUGCACAGCAGGUUGCAGACUUAAUUGCUUCAGAAUCUCCAAGAACUUCAGAAGGGAGAGCUGGAGAGUUGGAGGAUUUACUUGGCAUGUUAUCUUCUGAUCCUUUCCUAUCUAAAAAGGAGAUCCCACGGACACCUGAGAACUUGCUUUCUGAUAUCCGAAGUUCCUGGCGAAAAGCCAUUGAGUCAGAAUCUUCAGAUGUUGUGGCUAGUUCCUUGGAGGCUCCGUGUUUGGAUUCCCCAUCAGAGCUUGAUUCUGCUCACUGCAGUCAGAUAGAUCUGAGCAUGGCCUGCUUUAUGUCCACCUCUCACAUUUCAGACCAUAAUGAUUCUUUGGAUGCCCGGUUUCUUCCAAGCACUGGAACACCUGUACAACAGCAACUUUUAACCACUAUCCACAACACAAAUGGGACUAAUACUUUGGAGAAAGGACUCUCUCUUCCCAUAAAGAAAAGUGUUUCAGAGUCAUUAACACUACCUGUGGACAAAAGUAAAAUUUGUGUGUUCAAGAUUGAGUCUCCUAACAUGUCAGUGAACAACCCUUUGCUUAUCUCUGUUCCCAGAGAUGAAAAUACUUCUGAACAUGUGCUUUCAUGGGAUUCCUCCAAAAUGGUAGGCAAUGGUGAAGACAGCUCUGAAGUAAUCCAAUUUGGCAUUUUGCAUGAAACACUUCCAGAUAAGUUGGGAAACCUAAGUUUUAAUAGCGACACAAGUGCAGAGACCAAUGAAAUUGUACAGACCCGGAUGCCAGAUCUCCUAUUGGACAAAACACAGAUUUUGACUCCUGAGCGUAAAAUGGACAUACAAUCAAUACGCAGCCGCUAUGAAGCGCUUAAAAGCACUCUCCUUACCUCUCUGACAGAGAGUGGGAAAAGUGACCAGCACACUCCCAGCAGGUUCACAAAGCAAAAAUCUGAAUCUAGUCUUUUACUUGACUCUGGCAGUGUGUUUAGUCCUGCAGACAGAGGUUUAACAUUGGACUUGGAAUACCUGAUGACUCCAUCAAAUGACAGAAAGCUCUCUCUCCCACAGCUGAUAUCCUUUUCUCCAACCGAAGAUAUACACCUAAACAAGGAUGAGUUUGUGGAUGUGUUUGAGUCCCAGGCAGUAGCAAGCAUGAACAAGACAUUUGAAUUUGCAUCAGAUCCUCUAAAAAGCACAGACGAAGGGCUGGGGCAACUCAUACAACUGUAAAACUAUAAAAUAUAUAUUUUGUAUGUAAGGUGUUUUGAAAAAUGUAAGUAAGACGAACAAAUAGGUUAUUUUUUGUAAAUGUACACUGUUUACAAUGCUAAAUGUUGCACUAAAUUAAAGCUUAAAACAAGCAUCUGAUCUUGUUAUAAAAUGUGUAGAGGUCUUAUGUAAUUUGUAAAUUUAACAAUUGUGCUGUAUCUUUUGUUUUAUAAUUGUGCCCUAUAUUGAGUCUUUCAUAAUAGAACUUAAUUUUUAAGGAAGGAAAAAACUUACCGCCUGCGUUCCUUUGUGCUAUCCUUAAACUGUCCAGCUGAAAGAUUUCAUCUUCACGCUUUGCUUGGGCCACUGAACUGUGCAACCAAAUAUAUAGCAGUUUGUGCAAAACUAUUCUGAGCUACAAUUUAUUUUGACUUGGUUUUGUUUAGUAUGCUUACUACUGUCCCUUUAGUUUGUAUUUCUUCUCUCCUCAUUUCAUUUCAUCCUUCUGAGUGGUAUAACUAAAUGAUCACUACAACUUGAUUCAAAUCUUGUCUUUAGAGAAUGGGGCAGGCUGCUCAAGUCUAGGUCAGUAAUUGCUAAAACUAUCAACCAUUUGAAAGCAACAUGACUUGCAGUAACACAUAAAUAGCACAUUGAUAAGAUUUUUGCCUCACUAGUUCAGCCUGUUCUGCUUCUCAACAAAUGUCAGACAGCACACAUUAUUUAACCCACCUAGUGCCACACAGUCCAGAGUAUCACAGCUAUCAACAGAAUGUUACAGGUAUUCAAAUGGAUUUUUUUUAUCAAUACUGUCAACUGGCUUGACUGUUGCCAUAUGUGUUUAUAUAUGUAAAUAUAAUUAUUUUAACGUAUUUACCUAUUGAAUGCGUUGACCCUUUUGCCAUAUACUUUUAAUUUAAAAACUUUUUUUUCUCUUGCCAUCCUAUCGAUACAGUCUCACCAGUGCAUAAAGUCCUUGCUGGUUCAUACAUAUUUCAGUUAGGUUUCCUUUGAUUUUCUCAAACCGCAAAUUCUUUGUGUUAAACGGUUUCUGGUUGUGCAUUUGCCAUAGACCAACUUUGGUCUCACUUAUCUGUACAUUUUCCUUGCUUUCUUGAACUUUUGUCAGCCAAUUAUCACAUGUUUUGUUCUUUUAAAUGGCAAUGUUAACUGGUAUGACCAUAUGAAAUUGUAAAUAAAUGUUCAGAAAGAAUGUGUUCUAAAACUAAAGUUUGUGUAAUCUGCUUCCUAAAAUUAUACCUGAUCAAUUCC